Messenger RNA from Hypomesus transpacificus, 4208 nucleotides. RefSeq names its product GTF2I repeat domain containing 1 (gene gtf2ird1). Gene Ontology annotation, molecular function: DNA-binding transcription factor activity. The coding region runs from base 234 to 3200 and encodes 988 amino acids. The record is from RefSeq and is a predicted model, not a curated record. Gene Ontology annotation, cellular component: nucleus. The transcript has 28 exons. Lineage: Eukaryota; Metazoa; Chordata; Actinopteri; Osmeriformes; Osmeridae.
AUUAGCGGAGGCGAAUGAGUUUCAAUUUUACUGGAUUACAGAACAAAGAGAGGGGAAAGGGGACACACUCCAGUGUUAAGGAAAGAGAAAGAAACGAGGAAAAUAUACAAAUAAUCUCGGCAAUAACCUUUUGCAAGCGAUAUUGAACGCGGGAAACCCUGAGAUAGAUUGGGUUUUGCCCCACCUAUACAAAACCUGAGCUGAAAACGGUCAUUCUGGUGUUUUGUAGAACCAUGGCCCAGAUGAGGAAGUCAGGAGGGGAUGGGAUCAGGUCCAACUCUCGGACAGAGCUACGGGUCCCGCAGGUGUCUGCCAGGCAGGAGAUCCUAACCAGUCUGGUUUCUGCCCUGGACUCUGUGUGCACAGCCAUGUCAAAGCUCAAUGCUGAGGUAGCGUGUGUUACUGUGCACGAGGACAGCGUUAUCGCCGUGGGAACUGAGAAGGGAAGGGUCUUCCUUAAUUCGCGGCGGGAAAUACAAACAGAUUUCCAUAAGUUUUGCCGGGUGCCAUGUCUACAAACACUGACCUCAGUCAAUUCCCAUGCCAAAGUCCAGGAGGGUGAAAGCAGCAAGAUUGCCAAGGAGGCCAGCCAUGGGAAGCAGAGAGCCUCUACAGACACCCACUCCAACAUCUUCGUCCUGAGAAAGAUGGUGGAGGAAGUCUUUAGUGUGCUUUACAGUGAGGCUGUAGGGAAGAGCAGCCUGGUUCCUGUGCCUUAUGACUGGAUCCUGAAGGAGCCCAGCCCUGUAAUCAUCCACGGCCUGCCUGAGGGGAUCGCCCUGAGGAAACCGUCUGAGUAUGACACUAAGACCUUAAUGAAGAUUCUGGAACAGAGCAACCGCAUCCAUUUCACCAUCAAAAGAUCAAUGGAGGACCCCUCCCGUGAGUCCAAGUUAAAUGCUGACGUAAACCUCAACCCCUCCUCUGGCGCCAAGAGCCUACCCAACCAUGUCCACGCCAAGGCCGCCACCGUCUCCUCCGCCCAAGAAGUGACAUCAUCGGCCUCCAGCAGCUCCAUGCUGUCCAGCUUCCUGUAUGGGAUGCCCAUGUCUUCCCAGCCGCAUCCAGAUGGGAAACUGGACCUCAAGCCCAUGUCUCUCCUCAACCUGGGAAAAGACCGCCUGGGGGCCUGGGUGGCGGGGGCUGAGAAAGCAGCAUCCUUCAAGGACGGCGCUGACAACAAUGAGAGGAUAGGACUGGCAGGGGAGUUGGGCCAGAGCCCCCCCAGUAUCCAUGUCUCCAAGAGGCUCCUGUUCUCCAUUGUGCACGAGAAAUCAGAAAAAUGGGACUCCUUCAUCCGAGAGACAGAGGAUAUCAACACACUGAGAGAAUGUGUCCAGAUUCUGUUUAACAGUCGUUACGCUGAGGCCCUGGGCUUGGACCACAUGGUCCCAGUGCCCUACCGUAAGAUCGCCUGCGAUCCCGAGGCAGUGGAGAUCAUUGGGAUCCCUGACCUGAUCCCAUUCAAGAGGCCCUGUACUUACGGUGUUCCCAAACUCAAACGGAUCCUGGAGGAGCGUCAUGGAGUCCGCUUUGUUGUCAAAAGAAUGUUUGAUGAAAGGAUUUUCACAGCUGCUGGUAAAGUGGCCAAGGAGGAGGGCAAGCAUGAUAUGGGCUCCGCCUGUGAGGACGGUUUCCUUGACAACCUUCGAGUCCUGCCCACUUCUCUGGAGCUGGUUAGCAAUCCUCAUAGCAGCAGAUCCACAAGUGCUUGUGUUAGCCCCUUGGCUGAUUGUGAAGCUGGCCCCUCUGGAGAUUGUAUUCCUUUGAAAAAGAUUAAAACGGAGCCUCCAGAUGGGGAAAUCAUUCAGGUGACAGUACCAGAUGCCAAUGUGUCUGCAGAGGAGCCUAGCGACUCUCUGGCUGACCCAACUGCAGCUACUGCCCCACCCUCUACUCCUCGUCGCCCCCCUGAGCCUCAUGCAGCUGAAGCGCUGUCACCAAAAUCUGCCUCCCAAGGCGCCCCAAAAUCUUCUGAAGGAAGCCUCACUGAAGAUAUAGGCGAAAUGAUUCUGCAGCUUCGGAGGCAGGUUGACAGCCUGUUCAGCACCAAGUAUGCUGAAGCACUUGGCCUACCAGAGCCAGCGAAGGUGCCCUACUCCAAGUUCCAGAUGUACCCAGAUGACCUGAUAGUCACCGGGCUACCCGAAGGUAUUUCUCUCCGAAGGCCCAACUGCUUUGGUGCAGCGAAACUACGCAAGAUCCUGGCUAUCAGCAGUCAAAUUCAGUUUGUUAUUAAAAGGCCAGAGCUGUUGACUGACCAAGUGAAGCAAGAGAUGCCUCCUGUACCAGACUGCAAUUCAGACCUUGACUCCAAAGACAUUUUAGCAGAAGAUGCUGCUGCAUCAAAGAGACCUGGAUUCUCAGACUGCCUGGAUGCCAAGCUCUCCAGGAUCGACCUGGCCAACACCCUAAGAGAGCAGGUCCAGGAUCUCUUCAACAGGAAGUAUGGCGAGGCGCUGGGCAUCAAGUAUCCUGUCCAGGUGCCUUACAAGAGGAUCAAGAGCAACCCAGGCUCAGUCAUCAUUGAGGGCUUACCUCCUGGAAUCCCCUUCAGGAAACCCUGUACAUUUGGCUCUCAAAACUUGGAGAGGAUUCUUGCUGUGGCAGAUAAGAUCUGCUUUACCAUUACCAGACCUUUUCAAGGACUUAUUCCGAAACCAGCUCCUCGACGAAUCACCCUGUUGAAGAAAGCCUACGCCUCUAUAAGUGAUGACGAAGACGUCAACCGCAUGGGGGAGAAAGUGAUUCUCCGCGAGCAAGUGAAAGAACUUUUCAACAAGAAAUAUGGUGAUGCCCUGGGGCUAGACAGGUCGGUGGUCGUCCCAUACAAGCUGAUCCGUGCCAGUCCAGAUUCUAUUGAAGUCAGUGGCCUUCCGGAUGAUAUCCCCUUCCGAAAUCCCAACACCUAUGACAUUGUCCGCUUGGAGAAAAUCCUUCAAGCCAGGGAUGAAAUCACUAUCAACGUUAAAAGCCAGCUACAGCCUUUUGCAGAAAUAUGCACCCAAACUUGUAACACAGAAGGGAAAGAUGUCUCAACCAAUCGAAGGAAACGCAAGAGAGUCCUUGAGAGCAGCCGAAGCUCCCUGCCCUCUGAAUCAGGGGUGUCGUCCAAUCAGAUUCCUGUAAUGCAGUGGCCCAUGUACAUGGUGGACUACAGCGGAGUGAAUGUGCAAGUUCCUGGGAAAGUGAAAUACUAAUGGAAGAAAGAGAGAAACCUGAUACUGCUAAAUGGAGGGGCUGAAAGGAGAUGAGUUUAUUAGACAAUGGUUAUAAUCAUAUCUUCAAGUUGCAGCUUUUGCCUGAGUGCUGUUGCUAAAACUCUACUGACUGAACAUAUAAGCCUGCCGGUUUGGAUACUUUGAAUGGUGAAUUGAGUGAGAAGGAACACUAGAAUAAGUCUGUAGAUCCUUUGUUGCAGGGUGAUAAGUGCUUUGAUUGUUAUGUGUCUCAUAUGUCUUUGUCACUCGCCCAAACAGUGUUUAAUGCAAUUCUUUGAAUGGUAGCCUGCAAAACAAGGCUAAGAUAACUCAUCUUGGUCUUAUUAGUUCACUAAGCUUAUGGAAUUUAAAAGUUCUUCAAAUAAUGUAUUUCAACUUUAUUUAUCCUUAAAAAGGAAAUUAGUGUGCAGCAGGGGUCAGAAACAGACACAGAACUAAACCGCCAAAUGCCAACAAUUUGCCCUUACAUUGCCUGUGUUCACCUUUUGAAGUGACAUUAUGGGGUCCGAUAAAUAGAGUUUGGUUAUGGUGUUUGCUACACAAAAGCAGCAUGGUUCCACAAUAUAAAAAAUUGUAUGAUUAUUUAUUUUAUUUAUUUAAGAAAAAUAAUAUUAUCAAGUGCAGGGAUGUAAACUACAUGGUUCAGGAAUACACAAGGUCUGAACCACAUUUCAAACACUAAUUACUACUGGUUGUAACUCGAGAAGUAUAUGAAUGGAUUUAAGUUUGCCUUCAGUUGUGCAUACUGUUAUUCUCAAUGGUGGGAGUAGCCCAAGGUGAGAACACCAUUGUCAUUUUGUACAACCCUUCAUGCGUUUGUUUGUAUCACAUUAACGCAAAGUAAACUGUCUCAAACUGAAUGUAAGUGUGUAAAAGAAAGAAUAUGUGUUCUUCUGUAACAACUGUUUCUGGAUUUACCAGUAUUUAUAUGCUGUACCUUAAUGCCAUUUAGGCCUUUGAAAUAAAAUGUGUUGCCUUGCACUUUUA